Messenger RNA from Phaeodactylum tricornutum CCAP 1055/1, 1018 nucleotides. RefSeq lists its product with no specific name. The record is from RefSeq and is a predicted model, not a curated record. The coding region runs from base 14 to 1018 and encodes 334 amino acids. The transcript has 2 exons. NCBI's taxonomy places the organism in Eukaryota, Bacillariophyta, Bacillariophyceae, Surirellales, Neidiaceae.
GGUCUCAACCACUAUGAAGUUAUGCAGUAGACUGUUCAUCGUCCUCUGCGCCGACUUAUGUACUUUGACUUUAUCAUGGGUCGUCCCAAACAACGAAGCCACUCGUCGACGAGUGGGCAUUUUGAACGCAAUCAAAAUGCCGUGGGAUGCUGCUGGCAAACAAGCGUCCAAGACUCCUUCCGCGUCGGCAACCUCACUGUCGGGCAUACAAGCAUCCAACAAGGCAAAGAUGGAGAUUUUAACUCUCGGUGCGACUCUUGACCGUGGCCAAGCGUACAACCCAACAUCAGGAGAAUAUUAUGCGGAUCGUAUGGAAAUUGCCAAACAAAAGAUCGGCGAGUUCGUUCGAAACAAUCCCAACAACGUCCCCAAAGAUAUCGAAGAAAUUAAAGGAGAAUGGGAAUUGAUCCUAACCACUGUCAAACACGGCAUUUUCCGCUCCAGUCCAUUCUUCCUCGCAAUUCAAGAGUCGUACGAAGAGUACGCCGCGGUCAAGGAAUCCUUCGGUAUGCCCAAGGCUGAUUUAUUUUUCAAGCUCCAUGAAUUACAAACGUGCUCUUGGGGCGUCAGCAAAAUUGGUCGUGUCGCCCAGCACAUUACAUCAACAACGCUGUAUUCCGAAUUCGAUACAUCUAUUUUUAGUUUGACCGUCAUUCCAAUUCUGGGAUGGUUUAAACUUCUGCCAACCUUUGGUGGUUGUGUUGUGACAGUGGCUUCUGCGGAAUUGGUCGAUGGCGGCCUUCUGAAGAUGAAGGUCGACUAUACAACGGCUCGCAAAGUUCCCGGACUGAAUGGAUUGGGGGAGUGGAUUUGGAAUGUUCGGGUUCCGGUCGGUGCCAUUUGGAAGCGUUUGCCGUGGAAUGCGGGCCGCGACGCGACAUGCAAGGUAUACGUACGCUACAUAGACAAUGACUUCCGGAUCGUUCAGGAUGUAUCGGGUGACUACUUUGUUUAUACACGGCCAGUUGUACCGCGUUCGUUGGAUUUGGUCUCCGAGGAAAGCGACUCGGGCAAAUGA